UUCUUGACCCAUAUGGUUAUCCAUGUUUACAAUGGUUGCACACAGUUUUUAAUCAUGAGCUGCCUGGAGGAUAAGAUGAAUGGAGAAGUUCCUUGUAGAAUAACUUGAAAUACGGUUGACUUUGAAUAACUCGAAAAUAUACUUAAAAUCUUAAUAUUUCCUUGGUUUAAAAAAACUCGCUCGGAUGAUUUUGUAAAACUUGAACCUUUGAACCUUCGUUCUCUCAGCAUUUCAAUAUAAUUCGACAUUCAAGCAUUUUCGUGUCGUGAAUAUAAACAAAUAAGUUGAAGGUUAAACAAUACGCUCAUGGAUUACUGAAUACUAAGGUGGCAGUGGAAUGUUGUGUACUGUUUUUAUCAGACUUAAACAAAGUCAACCCUUUUGUAAGCUCUGCGACAGUUCAACCUAUCGAGGGUCACUGUCAGCAUAUACAGAGAAGUCAGCACAAUCGAGAUUAAAAACAUCGACCAGUAAAGAAAACCCUUAUAAUUAAAGUGUACCUGUUCAAUUAGAUGACGCAGUCUAGUUAUUAUAGAUAGCUAUGUAGCUAUAUUUAAAGUUAAUAUCACGCAUCAUGAUCUUCUAAAAAUUUGUUUUUUUUGGGAAGUUAUUAACCACCUGUGUUAAUGGAAAAUUGAUUCUAAAAAUUGGUCUAAGAUCGUGCUUAACAUGCACUUUACUUAGUUUUAAAUGAUCUUAUAAUUUAAAUGAUGUUAUAAGACUCAUAUAUACAUCUGUCUGUCACGCAAAAUGGUACCCCAAGUAACAAUGCGGUAUAAGAUGGGCAGGCGAACCUGUUUGAUUUUUCCGACUAGUUUAUUUAUUAACUGUUGAAAAUGCAAAAAUGAACAAGCAUCGAGAGACAUACUGUAACAUAGUGAAGAAAGCGUUCGCGGUCGUUUCGUCUAAACAUCAUGCUUGUUACCUAUUUAUUGGAAUUUAAAUAGAAUUAAGUUUCGCAUGGAAUAAAUUUAUCCGAUUUUGGUCGAAUCCGCGAAAUAGGAAAUUUAUCCAUCUUUUAGAACACAUAUUGUCCGAAAAAAUAUAUUUUGUCGUGGUUAGAAGGUGUUAUAGAUGUACAGAACUAUUUUUUGCAGUUUAAUUUUGAGCGAUUUUGGAAGAUCUUAUUUGGCAGAUCGAAAAAUAAUAUUUAUAAUAUAAUGAAAAUAAUAUUUGCAACAGGUUAUACUAGAGGAAGAUUAUUACCACAAUUUUUACUGGAUCCCGAAUUAAACCAAAUGCUAAGUUCCUCCAAGGUUAAGCACAAUCAAAAUGUGACUUAAAAUAUAAACACAGUUCCAUUUGUCCGAAGUUUCCUAAGCCUAGAAAAAAUCCUUUUAAGUGAACAUCAAUUUUCAAACAAACAUUUCAAACAAGUUGAGUGAACAUUCACCUUCAAACAAAAUGGAUGUAGCGCACAAUUGACACGUGGGCAAGAAAAGUUUAAAUUUCAACUAAAAAAUAUGCUACAGCUGUUUCGCCAUUUUAAUACGAACAGCUUUCUCCUGCUUCUCUCAGACUUCGCUGCCUUUCCAAAAUGUUUCGUUUCAGAUCUAAGUUAUGUAAUGUUCUAUUAAAAGCAUUGAGUGGAAGAAAGGCGCCGAAUUGAAAUAUGAGCGGCUUGUAAACUUUCAGAUAGUUAACAUGGGUGAUUAUGCAACAGGGGUGCUUAAAAGAUGGCGACCGUGUAGCAACUGAACUCAUUUCAACUUUGAUAUUUUACUUACUUUGAAUCGAAUAUUUUCUUAGAAAAAAUGUUCCUUUCUAGCGAAAGUUGCAAAAAAUGCAUGUUUUGACGAAAAAUUAAUUAGCUGUGGAAUACACAGCUUCUAGUUUCGGCUGAAAGCUCGAACAAAAUCUUGAUCUUCUGGGAUUUAAGUGAAGUUACGCGUGUCUCCGAGGCGGUUAGUAAAGUUAAAAAAAUCACGUGAAAUAUCACGUUAUCUUCGGGUAAAAACUGCAUAAUCACGCGAAAACUCACAUGGUACCUGCUACUUUUCCCCAAUCAAAUGAUUUUGCCAUAAAACCGGCCAAUCAGCGUCCAUGUGCUCGAAUACUCCUCCUCAAUCCUCAAAUGCUGUACCACGAUGCCGCGCAGUACUGGUUGCAAACUGGUUGGAAGUAGUAAAGUAAAACUUUGAUUGUAAAAAGAUGUCGUCAGAACAGAAAACACCAAAAAAACGUCUUGAUAAUUCUAUUGUUGGGUAUGUUACGAAUGUAUCACCAAUUAAAACUGCUAAAAACAAUCCAAAGAGGAAAUACUUUGAUUUCCUUCUAAACACAGAGGACAAAAUGGAACGAACAGUUUGUUUUUCCCCUGAAAAACAUAAACUGGUAUCAGAAGUUCACAAAGAUCUCACUGGAUGUGAAAUAAAAAAAUACAAAAGGAGCGACACUAAUGACAUCAUUAUAACAGAUUUUCCAUCUGUGAAAAAGCUUGCUCCAUCUUUUGAACUGCAGACCCCUGAAGUUGUUCUCAAAACUAUUCCAGCAAUUCUUAAUGAAUCGAUGCUGUAUGAAAUCGUAAACACAAAAGCAUAUCUAUAUGAACUGAGUGAAACUAAGGCGCUGACAGACAAGAAUGGAAAAAAUAUGUCAUAUCGCAAUGCCAUUCUUAUUGACGAAACAAGCGAAAAACUGCCAAUCACGUUUUAUAAUGAACAAUGUGGGCAAGUGAAAAACAAGGAAACAUAUAUUUUAACAGAACUAAGGGUAUCAAAAUAUAUGAACAAUCGGUUCUUGAAAGCCACCCCAUUCACCAAACUAAGAACUGUGGAUCCAUUAGAAAUAAACGACGAAGCAGUAACAGUAACAGAUUGUACUUCACAUUUCACCAUAACUAGUGUAGAUUUAAAAAGUUUUUCAGAAAAAUUCCAGUGUCCUUCAUGCAAAUCCAAUGACCUUGAAGUUGAGAAGGACUAUACCAUAUGCAAUAAUUGUUGCACCAUGACAGAUGCCUCGCAGUGUCGAAAGCACUCCAACAUUGGUUUUACUGCAGAAGGCGAUACUGGCAAACUUGUCUUAGAUUGUUCACCUAGCUUGUUGGAGAAGUGUUUUGGCAUUCCGUGUUGCAAAAAGAUUCCACUAGCCAAAAAAAUGAUCAAGGCAAAUGUUAUAGUUAAGUUUGAUCAGCGGGAUAACUCGAUAAUUGAGAUAAGGCUAAAAGAGGAUAACUCCAUUAAGAUGUGCCUAAAAGAAAAAGAGCAAGACAAUGUGACAUCACAAAAUUUUAUUAGUUGAGAAGAAGAAAUGGUAUUACUCGACGGGAAAAACGAUGAGGAAGAUUGACUUACUUAUUCAACUGAACUAUCAUGUUUUUUGUUAUGUUAUGUUUGCUUAAAUGUUAUGCUUGCUUGAACUAAUUUAAAAAGUUAUAUUUUUUGUUUGUUUACAUUUUGUUCUGAUAUUUCUUAUUGACAUUUCAGUUUAUAAUUUUUUACUCAGCUUGCUGCAGUCCACAAAAAUUGCUCCAUAGAAAUUUAUCACGUUCUGUUUGUUGUUUGUUUUGUUUUACUGAACUCUUUUAUCAUUGUUUUAAAGUACGUGUUCAUAAUUUGAUAUGCUUACAUAUUUCCUACAAAAAUUAAUAUAAGACAAAUGAUACGAGAUAACAUGGGGAUCAUUUAUUUAAAUACAUAUUCGGACAUUAUUAUGUUAAUGUAUUGUUUUUAUGCUGGUUAGUCAGAUUUCCUUGGCAAGUAAUAAAACAAUGGUUAAGGACUUCUUUUUGGUACCGUGUAUUCGAAUCUGAAUGCUCUAACAACACUCUUUCCCAUUUCUUGGUAUUUUAUUAAACUCAUUCACUUACUACAUUUUUGCUCAAUUAUUUUCCUUGGUGAAACUCUUGCAGCGAAAAACCAUUUUGAAUAAUUUACAUUUAUCUCUUUAAUAAUAGCCGUAUUCUGUCUGUUCAAAAGGGUUACCGCGUCCCGUAACGGAAACACGAAAUGUGAUAUAUAAAGGACGGGCGACCCCGUGGAUUUUUCCACGGUCUAACGACUUCUAUAUUAUAAUGCCCGUAUACGUCUGUCCGUCCGUCUGUCUGUCUGUCACGCAAAAUGGUAGCUUAGCUGCGACGGGCGAACCCGUGGAUUUUUCCACGGGCUAACGACUAGUUUAAAAAAAAACAUAAGGCGAACUAAUUAUGCAGAAAACCUAUAACAGUUAAUAUUUUACAGAACGCAUUUUAUGAUUCGUUUCAACCUAGAGGUAACGCGGGAAUGUAUUAUAAUUGUUAAUGCAAGCCCCUAAUCUGGCAUAAGCAAAACUAGCACCCAGUUCUUAAAAUUCCCAGCAAUUUAUUCCCCUAGGUUUUUCGCUUUCUUGAUAUGCGUGCUGGCGCGGUUCGCCUAAAGUCACUGUUGUAGGAAUCCGCCGUGUUCGCAGGACUUUUCAAAAUUGGAACGUCGGUCAAGAAAGCUUUGCUAAUAUUGCAAACUGAAAAAGAAAAAAAAAAGCUAAGAACGACGAAGUAGCCUGGGUUACGUUUUUACCGUG
Hydractinia symbiolongicarpus is the source of this 4497-nucleotide messenger RNA. RefSeq lists its product as uncharacterized. The coding region runs from base 2152 to 3240 and encodes 362 amino acids. The record is from RefSeq and is a predicted model, not a curated record. The transcript has 3 exons. Lineage: Eukaryota; Metazoa; Cnidaria; Hydrozoa; Anthoathecata; Hydractiniidae.